AGACGUUUCUUCUACCGGUUCCGGUCCAUCCUUGAGUACUGACCCGAGUCAUCGCAGAGAGUCUAAGAUCAAGAAAUGGAAAUCAAGGACGCCAUAUUACCUCCCCAUCGUGCAAUGGGUCAAGACAUACAACAGGAGCUACCUCAUCAGCGACCUCAUCUCUGGUAUCUCCGUCGCCUCCAUGCUUAUCCCCGCAUCCCUGGCUCUUUCUGACCUGGCAAGGUUACCAAUCAAUCACGGCCUAUACUGUGCCUUUGCAGCCACGCUCACGUAUACAUUCUUGGGUACGAGUCCCCAGAUGUCGGUAGGGCCAGAGGCUGUAGUGGCGAUUUUAACGGGCAUGCAAUUGGCACCGUAUGAGGGUGAGGAUAAGCUCAUAGCGGCAGCCACAUUAACUUUGAUGGUAGGCUGCAUCACCAUCGCCCUCGGUCUUUUAAGGUUGGGGUUCAUCGACUCCAUCCUGUCGCGGUCUCUACUGCGAGGAUUUAUCAUUGCCGUAGCAUUCCAUAUCAUUGCGGAGCAGAUUCCGGUGCUACUGGGAUACACCUCCCACAGUAAGGCGGGCAACACCGCCAUAGAGCACAUGAUUCACAUCUGGACACACCGCAGAGAAAUCAACUGGGCUAGCAGUCUGUUCGGCUGCACAUCCCUGGGCGUGUUGCUGAUGUUCAACAUGGCCAAGAAGCGUGUGCCGUGGCUGGCGUCGUGUCCCAUGAUUUUGGUGGUGGUGGUCGCUGCCACACUGGUGUCACAGUGGACCCACGCACACCUCAACUACGGCGUCAACAUCAUCGGCGCAGUGGACUCUGGGUUUGUAGCGCCAUUUAGCGUGGACCUGAAGGUGGAUGUGAUCAAUCACCUGCUUCCAGGUGCUGUGCUUAUCUUCCUGUGCGGCUUUGUGGAGAGUAUUGCGAUUGGGAAAGAAUACGCCAACAAGUACAGUUACCGUCUCAGUCCCAACCGAGAGUUAGUGGCCUUUGGCGCCUCCAACAUAGUUAGUGCGUUAAUGGGCGGCUAUCCAUGCUUUGGCUCACUCGCACGCAGCAAGGUUAUGGAUCAAUCAGGAUCACGCACACAGGCGGCGGGGGCGUUUUGUGCCAUGGCUGUGUUGGUUAUGAUCACGUGGACCCUCCCUACAGUAUACUAUGUGCCUAAGCCUGUUCUGGCGGGCAUCAUCAUAGUGGCAGCCAGUGGACUGUUUGAGAUUGACGACAUUGGGGUCAUCAUCCGCAUACACAAGUUCUCGGAUGUGGCCAUGUUUAUGUUUACGUUCACGUGCACAAUGGUCUUGGGGCUGACAUCUGGUAUCAGCAUAUCGUCAUGCAUCUCACUGCUGAUGGUGGUCGAGCACACUACGAUCCCCCGUAUCUCCAUCAUAGGCCGAGUCACAG
Messenger RNA from Sphaeroforma arctica JP610, 1391 nucleotides. RefSeq lists its product as hypothetical. The transcript is spliced from 11 exons. The annotation marks the transcript as partial. Gene Ontology annotation, biological process: transmembrane transport. Gene Ontology annotation, molecular function: sulfate transmembrane transporter activity. The record is from RefSeq and is a predicted model, not a curated record. NCBI's taxonomy places the organism in Eukaryota, Ichthyosporea, Ichthyophonida. Gene Ontology annotation, cellular component: membrane.